AUUCCGUAGGUCGACCUGGAUCAAAGAAUUGAAGAAAAUUGUGGUUAUAAAAACCCGGGGCCCAGUCACGAUGGCCAGGCAAGUCUUCCAUUUUUCUUCCAGAACAAUUCGGCCAUUGAGCUGCUGGUCCUGUCCCUCCUACCAAUUGAUUCUUCCCCAUCCUACACUCCAUCAUGUUUGCCUCCACUGCAAUGCACCACAAUAUUCCAUCAUGCCCUCCUCUCGAACAAAGAUCCUAUUCGGAAAGCAGUGAUGACUCCAUGCAAUCGGCUUUCGGAUAUUUCGAUAACACCAUGUACACCAUGGCGGCGACCGAUCUGCCCAUGACCCAACCUUCCUUCGAACCAUCCUCCUACGACUCCACCUCCUUCCCAUCAUCCGUCAAUUCCUCUCCCUUCAACGCCUACUACAACUUCACUCCUUCUCUCAUGUACUCGCCGGAAACAUACACUUUCCUUCAAACACAAACACCUCCGGUACCUGUUCCGGGCGGGGAAUGGGUUGCACCGCAAUCCACCACUCCCAGCACUGAGGUCGUAUACUCUCCGGAAGAGACUUGCGACGCAUUAGACAACUCUAGACCCGUCAAACCCUUCUCAUGCCGCGACUGCGGCAAGGCGUUCACACGUCCCGCCGACCUGAAACGGCAUCACACCAGCGUCCACAACCCCGUCUUUCAGGACUGCCCAGUACAAGAAUGUCUGCGCAAGGAUGGCAAUGGGUUUCCGCGUCGCGACCAUCUGAUUGAACACCUGCGCUCGUUUCACCACUGGGAUGUCCCUAAGCGUCGGACGACCAAGCGGUCGCGAACCGAUUAGUGUCAUGAUGCUUUUCCUCUGCCUUAUACCCUUUGCGUCAUGAUGCUGUUGAAUAUACCCUUCUGUUUGUUGCCGGGUGAUCACCCAUGGCACUUUACGUCCGUCUAUGUCCGCUAUGCUUCUCAUGUCUAUGCUUAUGCUUAUGCUUCUUCAUGUUGUCGAUGACCCACGGACGGUAUGGCGUUCCGGACCUCAUUCUAUCUAUUUUCCUUUUGGCAUAUACCAUUUCAUUUGGUUUUCUUAUACACAUAGACAUUGUGUACCAGUCACAAGUUUAUUAAUACAUUACCUUCAACAUGUCAC
Aspergillus neoniger CBS 115656 is the source of this 1121-nucleotide messenger RNA. Its product is annotated as C2H2-type zinc finger protein. Gene Ontology annotation, cellular component: nucleus. The coding region runs from base 174 to 818 and encodes 214 amino acids. Lineage: Eukaryota; Fungi; Ascomycota; Eurotiomycetes; Eurotiales; Aspergillaceae. The record is from RefSeq and is a predicted model, not a curated record. The transcript has 3 exons. Gene Ontology annotation, biological process: regulation of transcription by RNA polymerase II.